Varanus komodoensis (Komodo dragon) is the source of this 1821-nucleotide messenger RNA. RefSeq names its product leucine rich repeat and Ig domain containing 3 (gene LINGO3). Gene Ontology annotation, molecular function: protein binding. The coding region runs from base 1 to 1821 and encodes 606 amino acids. The record is from RefSeq and is a predicted model, not a curated record. Gene Ontology annotation, cellular component: plasma membrane. Lineage: Eukaryota; Metazoa; Chordata; Lepidosauria; Squamata; Varanidae. The transcript has a single exon.
AUGCCCCACGCAACACCCUGCUGUGUCCCUCUUCUCCUGGUUUUUCCCUGCGUCCUGCUCAGCACCGCCCGUGUCUCCACCUGCCCGGCACGCUGCGAGUGCAUCCCUCAGCUCCGGGCAGUCUCCUGCCCCCGUAGGCGCCUCUCCACUAUCCCCGAGGGCAUCCCAACUGAGACCAAGGCCCUGGACCUCAGCAAGAACCGCCUGCGGUGCCUCAAUGCUGGGGACCUCUCCCCCUUCCCACUCCUGGAGCACCUGGACGUCAGCGAGAACAUCCUGGCCCACGUGGAGCCGGGUGCCUUUGGCAACCUCCUCAGCCUCCAGACCCUGCGGCUGCGUGGGAACCACCUCAAGCUGCUGCCCCCCGGCGUCUUCAGCAAGCUGUCCAACCUCACCCUCUUAGACAUCAGUGAGAACAAGCUCGUCGUCCUUCUGGACUACACCUUCCAAGACCUCCGGAGCCUGAAGAGCUUGGAGGUUGGGGACAAUGACUUGGUCUUCAUCUCCCGGAAGGCCUUCUAUGGCUUGGUGGGCCUCCAGAAGUUGGCCCUCGAGAGAUGCAACCUCACGAGCAUCUCUUCCGAGGCCCUCUCCCGACUCCCCAGCAUGGAGGAGCUGCAUCUACGGCAGCUGAGCUUCUCCUUGGUGGAGAACCAGAACUUCAGGAAGCUCCACAGGCUCUGGUUGCUGGAGAUUGAUAACUGUCCGUUUCUGGAGGAGAUCUCCUCAGGUGGCUUCCAGGGGCUGAACCUCACCUCCCUCUUCAUCACCUACACCAACAUCACAGCCGUGCCCACGCCCGCCCUGAGGUCCCUGGUGCACCUCAUGUACCUCAACCUGUCCUACAACCCCAUCUCCACGGUCCACAAGGGGGCCUUCAAAGACCUCAUCCGCCUACGGGAGCUGCACCUGGUGGGUGUUCUCCUGCUAUCUGUUGAGCCCCAGGCCCUGUCUGGCCUGCGGCAGCUCCGCCUCCUCAACCUCUCCAACAACCUCUUGUCAACCUUGGAGGAGAGCGUCUUCCACUCCGUCAACACCUUGGAAACCCUUCGCGCUGACCGGAAUCCCUUGAUCUGCGACUGCCGACUGCUGUGGAUCCUCCAGCGUCGGAAGACGCUGAACUUCGACGGGCAACCGCCCACAUGCAUUUCCCCCCCGGAGGUCCGGGGUGAUGCCCUCCGUGACUUCCCUGACUCAGUUCUCUUUGAGUUCUUCACCUGCCAGAAGCCCAAGAUCAGGGACCGAAACCUUCAGCAUGUCACGGCCUAUGAAGGCCAGGCCGUGUCCUUCAUGUGCCGGGCGGAUGGAGAGCCCGUCCCAUCCAUCAGCUGGGUGUCCCCUCAGCACCGCAUGAUCCCAGCCAGGAGCUCCGGGCGGACCGCUGUCCUGCCCAGCGGGAACUUGGAGAUCCGCUAUGCCCAGGUCCAGGACAGCGGGACCUACAUCUGUGUGGCCACCAAUCCCGGCGGCAACGACACGUACUUUGCCACCCUGACAGUCCGGGGCCCCGCUGCGGAUGGGCCCCCGCUCACCAACCGCUCCCUGUACCUGGGGGAGCUCAACGACAGUGCCCGCAACGAGAGCCAGGUGGUCCUGAAGUUCACGCUGGACCUCACCACCAUCCUGGUCUCCACUGCCAUGGGGUGCAUCACCUUUCUGGGGGUAGUCCUCUUUUGCUUCCUCCUCCUCUUCGUCUGGAGCCGGGGCCGGGGGCAGCACAAGAACCACUUUGCAGUGGAGUAUUCAUUCCGCAAGGUGGAUGGCCCAGCCACGGCGGCAGGGCAGGGGGGCGCCAGGAAGUUCAACAUGAAGAUGAUCUGA